Porites evermanni is the source of this 3105-nucleotide messenger RNA. The record is from the annotation of a GenBank genome assembly. Lineage: Eukaryota; Metazoa; Cnidaria; Anthozoa; Scleractinia; Poritidae.
AUGGAAUACUCGCAGGAGCAACUGAACUACUUCAGACUCUGCUACGUAGGAUUCGAUUUGGUUCCAGUAGGACUGCGGCAAAUCUUUAAAAAAGAAUGGGAUUUUCUUUAUAAGGCAACUUCAUUUGGAGAAUGGAAAGAUACAGCACAGAAUGGUCGUGAUUUUUAUAAUAAAGAAUCUAAGAAAAGUCCCAAGAAAAACGCCCGGUACCUAACGACAAUACAGAGUGGAAACACGGCAGAGUGGGACUCUUCCUGUUUGUUUUUUGCCAUCCUGUACUCAGACAGCGUUGGUACUACCUUAAGUCCAGCUGUCCGGAAAGAGGUCGAUGAUAUUCGUCAGGUGCGAAACGAGAUCGCACAUAUCACGGAAGCUAAGCUGACAGAUGCCGACCUCCAAACUUCUAUAGUUAGACUGUUAAACGCUUUUACAUCUCUUGGUCUUGCAAUAACUGAGAUCCAAGAAAUAAAGAAUCAGAAGACCUUUCCAACGAAAGAAGUGGAAACUUUUAAGAGACAAGUUCAUGAUCUCCAAGAUGAGUUAGAUCAGACAAAAUGUGACCUGAAGGAAACAAAAAGUGCACUUCAGAGUACAGAAGCUGAUCUGGUUUCUGCAAAAGAAGAAAACAAGGCUCUCACGCAAGAAAUUAGUGCGAAACUUCAACCUUUUUGCUUUCUCGCGUCGACACCACCACACGAUAUCAUCAGGCGUUCUCAUGACAUUAGAAGAAUUACAAAGAAAAUGAAAGAACUUUCCAGUAGUGCCAAUGGAGGAGUUAGUACUGUGUAUUUGUCAGGAAAUCCAGGAUGUGGUAAGAGUCAAAUUGCACGGGAAAUCGGACAACAGUUUUUUUCUGAACGAACGGGUGACGUUGAAAAUCUGAUUUUUGUUUCGACGCUGAACGCAGAAAGCAUCGAGACACUUGCUGCUUCUUACCUGACUCUUGGAAGACACCUAAGGAUAACAGAAUACUCCUUGUCAGGGUUAGAAUCUUUAAAAUUAGAGAAGCCUCUUGAAGCAGUUCAACAGCUCCAUCGUUUGAUUUUGCCCAAGGUCACUAAGUUUACCAAAUGGAUGAUUAUAGCAGAUAAUGUGGUUGAGUUGCGUUCAGUUAACGCCUUACUACCUCAAACCGGUAGUAAAGAAUGGGGAAAUGGUCAAGUGCUGAUUACUACUCAAGAUAGCACUACAAUUCCUCAUAACGCUCCUCAUACAUAUCAUGAAUCAUUAAGUAAAGGAAUGAGGCUGGACGAAGCAGUAGAAUUAUUGGAAAAAGUUUCACAAAUUUCAGACCGAGAGCAAGCAGAAAAUGUCGCCGAUUUUCUCGAUUUUCAGCCCCUGGCCUUAGCUGCUGCUGCUUUCUACGUGCAAACAGUUAUUAGCAGUGGGUCUUCAAAGUAUGAAUGGAAGGCAUACCUCCGCGACAUAUCAACAUACGGUCAACGAAGAGAGGUUGAAACUGUCCUUGCGAAUGAGAGUUUAGCCUACGCUACAACAACAAUGGCUGCCGUAGAAAUGGCCAUGGAAAGAACUGUAGACACCGAUAAAGUUCUUCGUCACGCAUUCUCCUUUCUUUCGCUGUGCGCUCACGACGAUCUCCCACUCGAAGCUGUUUCAAAGUUCGUCGAAGCGCAAACAAAAGACCAGCCGGAGGAGUUGAUCAAGGCAAAGAUUGUUAGGUCUUCUUUAGUUCUUGUUCAUUCCGAGAAAGGAGAUGAACGUAGAUAUAUUCGCUUGCAUAAAAUUGUUUAUGAAGCUUUGAUUCGAGGCGAAGUCCUCAAGCUAACAUCAGCGGAGAUUAAUUGCGGCUUGGCCGAAGCAGGAAAGAUUUUCAAAUCCCUGUUUGAAGAAAAUAACGAGGAUUAUGCGAUUUUUAGGACCCUGAGGCCCCACUGUGAAUCUUUACUUAAGCACAUGACACCAAAUUGCAGUUCUGAUCAGCUGAGAACUUUUUUGAGAACGUCGACGCCUUUUGUAGAUUUGAAUAUGGUUGCCGAUUGGUUGAGGCGUCUUGCUUCAAUCUGUUGCCAUUUUUGUGAUUUGUUGUUUGCUAAAACUGUGGUCGAUUUAGGAUGCGACUUGCUAGAGGACAUAGAAGAUACUGACCCAGGUGCCUUUUUAAAAGGGGAUAUUUUUUGUAGCAGUGGCCAAGUGUACGAUAGGAUUGGAAAAUAUAUUCAAGCGGAAGGAUUUCACAAAAAGGCGCUCAUGAUUCGGAAAAAGAUUUUCGGUGAAGAUCAUACCGAUGUAGCAUCAAGUUAUAACAACUUGGCAUCAGUGUACAGCAGCCUGGGAGAAUACAAUCAAGCCAAAGAACUUCACGAAAAAGCACUGGUGAUUUGGAAGAAGAUUAACGGUGAAGAUCAUGUCGAUGUAGCUACUAGUUAUCACAACUUGGCAUCAGUGUAUGACAGCCUGGGAAAAUACAAUCAAGCCAAAGAACUUAACGAAAAAGCACUAAUGAUUAGAAAGAAAAUUUUGGAUGAGGAUGACCCCCAUAUAGCAUCAAGUUAUAACAACUUGGCAUCAGUGUACAGCAGCCUGGGAGAAUACAAUCAAGCCAAAGAACUUCACGAAAAAGCACUUGUGAUUUGGAAGAAGAUUAACGUUGAAGAUCAUGUCAAUGUAGCAGCUACUUAUAACAACUUGGCAACAGUGUACUGCAGCCUGGGAGAAUACAAUCAAGCCAAAGAACUUCACGAAAAAGCACUGGUGAUUUCGAAAAAGAUUUUAGGUGAGGAUCAUGACAAUAUAGCAUCAAGUUAUUUGAACUUGGCAAAAGUGUACCGCAACCUGGGAGAAUACAACCAAGCCACAGAGCUUAUCGAAAAAGCACUGAUAAUUUGGAAACGGAUUUUCGGUGAAGAUCAUGCUCAUGUAGCAACAAGUUAUAACGACUUAAGUUCAGUGCACUACAGCCAGGAAGAAUACAAUCAGGCCAAAGAGUUUCAAGAAAAAGCACUAAUGAUUAGGAAAAAGAUUUUCGGAGAAGAUCAUCCCGAUGUAGCAGCAAGUUAUGACAACUUGGCUUCUGUGUACAAAGCCCUGGGGGAAUACAAUCUAGCCAAAGAAUAUUCGGAAAAAGCACUAAUGGUAAGGAAAUGA